AUGGCCAAGCUCUGGUUCAAAUUCCAGCGGUACUUCCGCAGGAAGCCUGUGCGUUUCUUUACCUUCCUGGUGCUCUACCUGACGGCCGGGAGCCUGGUCUUCCUUCACUCUGGCUUCGUGGGCCAGCCCGCCAUCUCCCAGAGCCAGGCCAGCCCCGCCGCGGGGGUCCAGGCCGAAGGCGCUGAGCUGCCCUUCUUGGGUGACCUGCAUCUGGGCAGAGGCUUCCGGGACACGGGUGAAGCCUCGAACAUUGCCCGCAGGUACGGACCCUGGUUCAAGGGCAAGGACGGGAGCGAGAGGGCCAAGCUGGGUGACUACGGUGGAGCCUGGAGCCGAGCCCUCAAGGGGAGGAUCGUCCGGGAGAAGGAGGAGGAGCGAGCCAAGUACAUCGGCUGUUACCUGGAUGACACCCAGAGCCGGGCCCUGCGAGGCGUGUCCUUUUUCGACUACAAAAAGAUGACCAUCUUCCGUUGCCAGGACAACUGUGCAGAACGGGGUUACCUGUAUGCCGGGCUGGAGUUCGGUGCGGAGUGCUACUGCGGCCACAAGAUCCAGGCGACAAACGUGAGCGAGGCCGAGUGCGACAUGGAGUGCAAGGGCGAGCGCGGCAGCGUGUGCGGCGGCGCCAACCGCCUGUCCGUCUUCCGGCUGCAGCUGGCCCAGGAGUCUGCGCGCAGGUAUGGAAGCGCUGUCUUCCGAGGCUGCUUCCACAGGCCCGACAACCUCUCCCUGGCCUUGCCCGUGACAGCUGCCAUGCCGAACAUGUCCGUGGACAAGUGCGUGGAUCUCUGCACUGAGAAGGAGUACCCGCUGGCGGCCCUUGCGGGCACCGCCUGCCACUGCGGGUUCCCCACCACGCGCUUCCCGCUUCACGAGCGGGAGGACGAGCAGCUCUGCGCCCAGAAGUGCAGCGCGGAGGAGUUCGAGAGCUGCGGGACCCCCAGUUACUUCAUCGUGUACCAGACGCAGGUCCAAGACAACCGCUGCAUGGACAGAAGGUUCCUCCCAGCCAAGUCCAAGCAGCUCAUCGCUCUGGCCAGCUUCCCAGGCGCUGGCAACACGUGGGCUCGCCACCUCAUCGAGCUGGCCACUGGCUUCUAUACGGGCAGCUACUAUUUUGACGGCUCUCUCUACAACAAAGGGUUCAAAGGUGAGCGGGACCACUGGCGCAGCGGCAGGACCAUCUGCAUCAAGACGCACGAGAGCGGCCAGAAGGAGAUCGAGGCCUUCGAUGCCGCCAUCCUGCUCAUCCGUAACCCCUACAAGGCGCUCAUGGCAGAGUUCAAUCGCAAGUACGGCGGCCACAUCGGCUUCGCUGCACAUGCCCACUGGAAGGGCAAAGAGUGGCCGGAGUUUGUGCGGAACUACGCCCCGUGGUGGGCCACUCACACGCUGGACUGGCUCAAGUUCGGCAAGAAGGUGCUGGUGGUGCACUUCGAGGACCUGAAGCGGGACCUGUUCGUCCAGCUGGGCCGCAUGGUCAGCCUGCUGGGCGUGGCCGUCAGGGAGGACCGGCUGCUGUGCGUGGAGAGCCAGAAGGACGGCAACUUCAAGCGCUCGGGGCUCCGGAAGCUCGAGUACGACCCCUACACGGCCGACAUGCAGAAGGUCAUCUCUGCCUACAUCAAGAUGGUGGACGCGGCCCUGAAGGGGAGGAACCUCACCGGUGUUCCUGACGACUACUACCCCAGAUGAUGCAUCAGGCAGGGAAGGGGCCGGGAGUCCCGCCCGAGCAGGGGUCUCGAGACUCCUGGGGACGCCCCCCCCCACCCCAACCCAUCUGUCCUCUCUCUCUGGCUUGGGGACAAUCCCCUUGGCCGCUGUCGGCCUUCAGUGACUUUGCUGCAUGACCAAGGAGGCUCGAGGGAAGAGACUGGGCACUCCCCACCCUUGGAGGCGCAGGGGGCCCCUGGUUUGGAGACAUUCUAGCCACGUGGACCCUUUUCUGUCUCCUCUGCCCCUGCCCCCCCCCCCCGCCACUCUGGGCCCCACCUGUGGGAGGGAGGGCUCACGGUGGCCCCAGGACACGGGUGUCCCACUGCAGAUGUCAAGGACCUCGAUGCCAGGGUGGAAGGGACUGUAGCAGGAGAAAGUGGCCCCAGACUCUCUUCCCUUCUGGGCUGAACAUUCACGGCCUCCCCCCACCUUCUCCCCUCCACCCCCGGAGUCACAGGCACCAACACUUAUCCGGGCCGCUUCUGUUUGAAGAAGGAUCUCAGACAGCCCGGGUGGGGUGCGGAGGCCAUGAUGCUCACAGGACGUUAACGGGCACCACUGCAUGGGGGCGCUGUUGUCAUGAGCCCACCUCUCGCCACAGUGCUCCUGAGAAGCCAUCGGGUUGGUUGGCCACCUCUAGGGCCGGAAUUCUGCCCUUUUCUUCCCCUGCUGUAGCCAGAAGGUGACCUUGGGAUCUUUGAUCUCCCUUCUAGGGGUUCUCAGGCGCCAAUAGUCACCCCACCAGGAUGGCCACAUGCAGAAUCUUGAGUAACACAGCUCUCUGUUGUGGCGCCCAACACAUUGAUCCUACACUGCCCUCUGACCCCUACCAGUGGGUCCUUUGCUAUCCGGAUGAGAGAGCAAAGUGCUCCAAAUCAGGUGGGACCAUGACCCUACUACCUUCCCAGACCAUUGACCUCCCCUUGGUCAUAGUCCAGUGGGGCUGGCCUCCCUCAGAAUGGGAAUGGUUCUUCAUUUCCAUACAAGCACUGCCCCCUUGGUGGUUAAGACCUCAAACCAAAGGAUUCUCAAGGACCUGGGUUGCUAAUUCUCUGUCUUUGAAAGCAUCGAUUCAGGACCCAUCUUUCCCCCGCCUCGGAUACCAGUGGCUUCACAUCCAGCCCAUACCCGUGCACCUGUCUCAUUCCCUACCACGUAGAUGCAAAAGCCAUAGGUCACAGAUCUUUGCUAUUCUGUCUGGAGCAGCCCCCCCCACUCAGCCCCUUCGAAGGCUCGGGGGGCAGGUAAAAAUGCCCAUUCCCAAAUACCCAAGAGACUAGGGAGAAGGAGCGUGUAAAGAGAUAUAUUUUUUUAAGAGGAAUAGAACUAAUACGUUCUGCCCCUUGGCACUUGGCCACUCGAAGAGAAGGGCUUAGGGAUUGACCCUGUGUUUCUCUUCCCUGAUUCCCUCAGCUGUGGGAUUCGGGCCACCGCAGGGCCCAGCCAGGGGGCCCUGAAUGUAUUUUAUACCAUGUUUCUUCCCCCACCCCCCACCCAGGCUAAUUUCUAGUCUUUUGAGAAGCAGUCGAGGGUGUGGCCUCCCCUCCCACUUAGAGAUCAGCGCUCUCUGGGGUGACUCUUGGUCCAAGACCUGGGCCAGCUCUGCUGGUGGCCACUCAGGCCACAAGCCUCAGUCCGAAGAUUCCUCAGGUCAACACCAUCAUUAAAAAGCGAGUUUUGUUGAGUA
Lynx canadensis (Canada lynx) is the source of this 3403-nucleotide messenger RNA. RefSeq names its product WSC domain containing 2 (gene WSCD2). The transcript has 8 exons. Bases 1 to 1695 code for a protein of 564 amino acids. The record is from RefSeq and is a predicted model, not a curated record. Lineage: Eukaryota; Metazoa; Chordata; Mammalia; Carnivora; Felidae.